Pomacea canaliculata is the source of this 1784-nucleotide messenger RNA. RefSeq names its product BTB/POZ domain-containing protein 19-like. The record is from RefSeq and is a predicted model, not a curated record. The coding region runs from base 45 to 938 and encodes 297 amino acids. The transcript is spliced from 7 exons. Lineage: Eukaryota; Metazoa; Mollusca; Gastropoda; Architaenioglossa; Ampullariidae. Gene Ontology annotation, molecular function: protein binding.
UCGUGUUUUAUUUGAUUUCCUUUCAAGACGAGAAUUGUUUUAUUAUGCCUGCAGUGGAGAAAUGUUUAUUUGGAGACGAGAAGGAGUUUGCAAAUCAGAUGAAACUUCUCGUAAAUAGCAAAGAUUUACAUGAUAUCGAGUUUGUGAUUGGACCAUCCAGGAAAAGGGUGUAUGCACAUAAAUGCAUCUUAUCUGGAAGGUGUGAAGUCUUUCGUGCCAUGUUUGUGGAACAAGCACAAAAACUAAAAAGUGGACAAGGUGAUAAAGAUCUAGAUGCACCAUUUGUCCUAUCAGAUAUGACUCAUGAAGUGUUUUUGACCAUGAUGGAGUUCAUCUAUACAAACAGGGUCACUUUGUCUUCAAAAACGGCUAUAGAUGUCUUGGCAACAGCACUUGAGUAUGGGCUUGAUGACUUGAAGCAUUUAUGUGAAGACUAUCUAGUAUCAUCCUUGGAUGUCGACAAUGCUUGUGACAGAAUUCAAGCUGCACAAACAUAUCGCCUCGAUGACCUCAAGCGAAAGACACUGGAAUACAUUGAAGAAAAUACAAAGGCUGUGCUUGAAUCCAAAGGAUUUGAAGAAAUUUCUGAAGAAACCCUGUACUGUAUUUUGGAAAGUGAUAAUCUCAUGCUGGACGAGAUGGAGGUUUACCAGGCUGUUCGGAGAUGGGCCAGUGUUAAUUCUGCCGUGAGUUCAAAACCAAUUUCUGCCAUGGGCCGUGAUUCCAUCAAACUAAUCCGACUUCCCCUGUUGUCUUUGGAGGAGAUAAGCAUACUUGAAGAGGAGAACAAGAAAGACCAUUUUCUUCCUAUGGAACUGUUUGCCCUGGCAUGGAAGAUACAUGCCACACGACAGGGAGAAAAGGGCAAUCCAUUGACUACAACACGCAAAGGCACUGCUCCUCGUGAAUGCCACACUAUUCUGCAGAAUGCAAAAUGAAGAACCAAGCAAAUUUAGGCUGCUCGUGCACAAUAUGCCCCUGGACGCAAUAUGAAAAUCUCUUAUUUAUUGCUUUUAUUCUCCAGCUCAUUUUAUUUUGCUGAUUUUAUUUCACUAUAAUGAAAUUAAACGGAGUUUUCAUUUUAGGUAAAUAAUUAUUAGUAUAACAAAAAUGAAAGGAUGCUGCAAUAUUCUUGCUUUUAGACUUGAUGACAACUCCUUUGAGAACAUAUUUAAUAUUCUGUGCUCUUUGAUUAGAAUUUCCAGAGCUAUUUUUAGAAUGUAUAGAAUCUUCAGAAUUGGUCUGAGUAUGCAUUUUUCUCUAGUAUAAUGAAUGCAGUUUUAUCCUAAUCUCCAGCAUGCAUGCAAGAAAAUAAAUUGUUGCUGAUUGAUGAAGGAUUUUUAGUGGUCUUGUUCCUUUGAAUGCAGAAUCAAGUAACCGCAUUAAGCCAUUCACUGUUUGUUACCUCUCUCUCUUUUAAUGCACUUAUUUGCUAGACUGGAAAAAAGAUGAAGCAAAUUAUUAUUUUGAUGAUGAUGAUGAUGAUGAUGAUGAUGAUUAUGUUGACAACAACAACAAAGACAUUACGCUUGUUUUGGUAAUAACAGUGGUUGGGAUCUGAAACUAUUCGAUUACUUUGUGAGGUUUAGUGACAGAAGUGAUUGAACGUUUACAGUACAUCUUUUUAUUACAACUGUAAUUAAAUGCGUUACAAAACUGUCUUUCAACGAGAAAUAUGAUCAUAUAUUUAUACCAAUUAAGUCAUUUCAGUAGGGCUGUAAUCAAAUGUGCUACAUUUUUGACAUCAGCUUGAACAAUAAAAAAUUGUGUGUUGGUUUGGUUGA